Molecule: messenger RNA, 1432 nt
Organism: Cercospora beticola
Lineage: Eukaryota; Fungi; Ascomycota; Dothideomycetes; Mycosphaerellales; Mycosphaerellaceae
Source: RefSeq, a predicted model, not a curated record
CUGCUGCGAGACCAUGAAAGCAUAAGGCCUUUCGAAUGUUGCCGUGGUAGGUUCACUCUCUUCAUUGACUGUCUUACCUCCCAAAUUCCACUCCACCCUCUUCACAUCUCCACCACCGCAGCCAUGUUCGGAUCACGCACAGCACCACGCGCCGCGCGCGCCAUUCGCAGCUCCGCCAUUCCCCGUCAGUCUCUACGACGCACCUUUGCAGAUUCGGCGCCUUCGCCAGCACCACAGAGCGGAGGUGGACAGGCUCUUACCGGUGGCCUUAUCGGAGGCGCCACCGUCUUCGCGCUCGGGUACGGAUAUUACUACUUCAGCGGCGCGAAGACCGUUGUCAACACCACCCAGCAAGCAAAGAGCUAUGUCGACACUGCGGCCGAGCAAAUCAAGCAACAACUUGCAGAAUUGAAGCCUCAGAGCAACGAUGUCCUGGGUUCAAUACGCCAGGUCGCUGAGAAGUACGCGGCAUUCGUGCCUGGCGGCCGACAGCUUGUCGACAGCUCAUUCAAGGAUCUCGAAGCGAUCCGCAACAAGCAUGAGAAGGAGUUCAACGAGAUCGCUCGCGCUACGUACGAGGAGCUCCGUGAAGCUGCCCAAAAGAAGGGUGCCAGCAUCGAGACUAUCAACGACAUUUGGGCAAUCCUGUCCAAGCGCCUCGGCCAACUGACUGAUCUCGCUGGAGAUGCCUCACAACAGAUCAUCGACAACCACCCAGAACUGAAGGAGAAGCUUGGUGGCCAGUUCGAUCAGCUCAAGCAGCUUGGAGACAGACUGGGCCCCGAGGCCAAGAAGCAAGUGGACGACACCUUCAACGAGGUCUCAAAAAUAGUCAAGUCGGGUGCAAGCGCAGAUGCCGUGACACGUGCCUACAAGCUGCUGCAGGAAAAGACACAAGAUCUCAAGCAGCUCGGCGACAAGAGCUGGGACGCCGGGUACGAGCAGAUCAAGCCACUUUUGGAGAAGAACCAAGACGUGAAGAAGUUUGUCGAGCAGAAUAUGGACACCAUCAAAUCUGGUCAUGUUUCCGACAUUGUGGACAAGGUCCGCACUGCUGUGCAGAGCGGCAGCACUCGUGGCCUCGAGCAAUACGUGCAGGACGCCAAGAAGAAGGCGGACCAGUAUUCCAACGGCGCUCUGUCGGGUUGGCUCGACGCAAUCCCCAAUGGCUCUCAAAUUCUACCACAGAUCAUGAAGCUCAAGGAAGCCGCAGAGACCAAGGGACCCGAGGCACAGAAGCUCGGGAAGGAGACGAUCGAGGAGCUGUCCAAGGUGCUUGAGAAGAAGUCAAAGCAGGCCGAGGAGUUGUUGAAGAAGUAGGCAUUUACGAGCUAUGAACGUAUUGUACAGUAGAGCAGCCGUCAGUCGCGGCGCAUGACAAAAAGCAUGUAACAUUUGACACGAAUCAAGACAAAGUUGUCCGCAAGGCCAC